Molecule: messenger RNA, 8257 nt
Organism: Anopheles maculipalpis
Lineage: Eukaryota; Metazoa; Arthropoda; Insecta; Diptera; Culicidae
Product: mucin-4
Exons: 5
Coding region: 26-8185 (2719 amino acids)
Molecular function (GO): protein binding
Source: RefSeq, a predicted model, not a curated record
CAAACAUAACAGUUCAACGCUCAGGAUGAUUAUCAGGAGUUCGAGCCUGUUUGGGCUCGACCAGCGCGCGAUGAUAUGUUUAAUAGGAGCGAUAGCGUUAACACUGGUACCGGCGUCUAACAGCGCACCGAUGUACGAAAGUGAUCAGACCGAGCUGGAAAACUACGGCGAAUCAACUGGAUGCUAUUACAACUACAAUCAUUACGGCGAGGGCGAUCGUAUCAUGACAAACGAGCCAUGUUUGAACUGCACCUGCCACGACCGUAUGCUGAUGUGCUAUCUGCGCGUCUGUCCGUUCACGAAGGCGAUCGGGCAGGACUGCACGAUUGAGAAGCGGGAGGACCAGUGCUGUCCGGUCAUCACCUGCCCAGAGGUGGAAGUCCAGCUACUCGACCAUCAAACGACGGCCAGCCCCUCGAACGCACUCGGUGCCGCCUCAUCCGGCGAGGUCGGUGCGCCCGAUCAGUACGGUUGCUCGAUCAGUGGACGCUUCUAUCCGGAGGGAGCGCAAGUGCCAUCAAAUCCACAAAAACCAUGUGAGCUGUGUUACUGCAUUCGCAACAUGACGACCUGCGUUAUGCAGGAGUGUACGCUGCACAUUGACGGUUGCCAACCGAUUUACAACAAGGGUGUCUGCUGUCCAGUGAAAUACGACUGCGAUCACGACAAAGAUUCGACCCCGAUGUUGGAAGACGAAGGUACUACUACCGUGCGUCCAACACCAGGAUUCAUCCUUACCACCACCGUGUCCCCAUCCGUGUCGACCGAUUGCGUGCACAGCGGUGAAACGUAUGCCGAUGGUGCGCUGAUAACGACGGACAAACCGUGCGAGCACUGCUACUGCAUGCGUGGUGAUAUCGUGUGCGCGGUACAGGAGUGCGGCACACCGCUAGAGAACGAAGGCAAGAACUGCACUGCUCUGCCACCGGCCGCUGGCCAGUGCUGUCCGGAUAAAUAUAUCUGCGAUGGCAGUGCGGCCGCGAUGAUGGUAACGACAGUGGCGAGCAUUUCGCCAGCCGCUGAUGAGAACGAUCUGCAGGAGCAGGAGCAUGAGCAGCCUCAAUAUGAAGAUAGCCAACCAUCGAAAACCGAGCAGGAAUCGGAAGCAGCUCAGACGACGGAGGCAAGUGUGGAGAGUACCAGUGCGCCAACUACCGACCAGAAGGUGCAGGAUGUAGUUACGGCAGAAAAGGAGGACGAGGAAGACGAUCAGCAAGAGCAGGAGCACGUUGCUCCACAGUUUGAAGAUGUGCCGUCGGAUGACGGCCACGAAGAAGAUGACAGCGAUGUUCAGGUUCCAGAAAAGGUGGAUGACGAUGAGCAGCGUUUGACGACGCCGCAUCCAACCGUGAGCGAAGAGCCUGGUGCGGAGAGUGAUCACAUUCCCGGACACGAAGGAUCGCAUGAAGAGGAUGAGGACCGGCAACAGGAAGCUACCACUGCGGUUGCCUUUGACGAUGUCCCUGCACUGACUACGGUACGUGCCGAGGUACAAUCGAACACAGAGCAGGCAGCACAAGACGAAACAUCAACGGAGACUCACGACGAUUCAGAGGAACCGAGCGAUAUUGCUGGAACGACCGUUGCGCCUACGAAGGAUGCGCAGGAACCAGCAGCUGAUGAUGUACCGGUCGAACAUGACGCUGACGAAGCGACAAGCACGGAAAAACCAACGGCCGAUGAAAGUGGACCAUCUUACGAGCCGACGACCGUUCGCAAUGAAGAGGACAGCUUUGGACCGGCGGUAACGACGUCACUGCCGGCGCUGGCCAAUGCGGAUGAGAAGGAAAACGAAAUAGAUGAACAUCAUGACCAAGCAACCGAGCCAAACGCCGUCCAACAUCAACCGGAACGUGAUGAGGCUGUGUCGGUGGAGGAGUUGGAAGAGAGCCAAGAAACCGGAACAACUACAGCCCUGCCAGAGCAUGGUGAGGUGUAUAGCGAGCCGGAAGUACAAACGCAUCCACCCUCAACCCCAGCCGUUGUGCCAGAGCAAGACAAGCCGGACGUUAGCAGCGAGAAAAAGGAGGCAGCACAAAAGGCCGACGAUCAACCGGAGCCGGAGCAAGACUUUGUAGAGCUACCGCCGGCAGUUGUUGUGACCGAGCUGCCGCCACUACCAACCGCAGCGGACGAAACGUUCCCCGCCGAACAGACUCCUGAACCGCCGAAGGAUGAGAUACUGGAAAACAUGCCACUAGAGGCCGAUUCGCACGUAUUGUCCGACUCGAUGACGACCGAGCACGCGCCUACCUUUGGCGAUCGUAAAGAGGACGACGCACAGGAACCGGAACCGAUUCAUCCACAGCCUGGUGCGAACCUGGACGAGCCAGUCGAAAUGAACACCGUCAUUCCGCUCGAGAAGGAUGAACAGAAGGUUGAAGAGCAAGUGAACGAAGAGACCGAAACAGCGCAUGACGUUACGCACAACGAACCGGCCGAAGAGGAUGCACCAAGUGGUGAGAAACAGGACGAGGAACAGGUACCGGUUGACGCGGAGACGGAAACAUCAGCCACUCCAUCGAGUGAAAAGCUUGACGAUGAUCUGCAUGUGAUCAGCCCGGACAAACUGUUCCCGGAGUCGAUUCCAGGCGAAGGCGAUUGUUUGAUAGAUGGAAUCACGUACGAGAACGGUGCCACCGUGCCAACGACGGGCAAAUGUCAGGUUGCAUGCCAUUGCUCCAACAGUAUCGUACACUGCGAAAUGGUGCGUUGCCAGGCACCACCGAGCGACGACUGCACACCGAAAGCCACCGUCUCAGGCGAGUGCUGUCCGGCCUACAGCUGUCCAAAGGAAACUACCUCAACCGCGAGCUCUGUAUCGGUGGAAUCGACGGAAGCAUCCACCGAGAGCGACGAUGUGGACAGUGAAGAAGAGCAACAGUCGGCGGAUGUAAGUGCGGAAUCUUCCGAAUCAUCCACUAAAGCUUCGGUGUCCGAUUCGCAGUCUACCUCCACAAACGAGGAGGAGGAUGAUGAGGCAAGUCACCCAUCAGAGGCGGAGAGUGAUAGCGCUGGAUUGGAUCUCGAGGAUGAAGUGUUCAAGCCGUUGCAAACGCAGCAACCUCCGUUAGCUGUUACGUUUGACUACUUUGGCGGAAAUCGUCCAACGACGGCGAACUAUGAUGAUGUGAUUAUUUUGAGCACGGCUGCACCGACCAACGUGCCAUCGUCGGUUGACACCGUCAAGGAAGCCGAUGUACCACAGUCAACGGAAAUGCAAAAGCAGGAGCAGCAAAUGCCAACGGAAACGGCACCAGCGGCUGACGGUGUGACGGAAUCGGAACAGAAAGAGGAGUCUACCACGGCUGGUGCUGUUGUGGAGCGCGGUCCGGAGGCUGAACAAGACGAGAUUGAAGAGCCACAGAAGCAGGAUGAAGAAUCGCAGCCAACGACAGUGAAGCCUUUGGCAGAGGAAAGUCAAACGACAAAUGUGCCGAUCAGCGAAGCCGAAGAGAGUAGCUCGGUGCAGAGUGAACCUAUCGAUGUCGAUGCUGCUGAUGAUGGUGCGGAGAUCGUUGAUGAUGAUCAACGUGCCACCACACCGGCUGCUGAUGAUGCGGAAGCGGACAACGCCGAGAUUCAAGGCAUCACUACCAGCGCUGACAAUUUAGAUAAACAACAGGAUAUCGAAAUUCUGGAGCAGAAAAUAACUACUGCUAGCCCCGUGCAGACGGAGCAGGAAAUCGAACGGGAUGACGAGCAGGAACGCCCAGUACAAACGACAGUUCGUUCUGUGGAGCCCACUGCGGAAGUUACUACCGAGCACGAACCAGAGGAGCACCAAAGCAACGAAAUAGAAAGUGAUGAAGUCUCUAGCGUGGUGGCCGAUGACGACAAACCAGUAGCAAGCACAGAUGACGACAGUGCUGCUGCGCCGGAAGUAACUACUACCAGCGACACUGAGCCGGCUGCAGAACUGGAGACGGUGACCGAAACCCAACAGAAGCUGGACGACGCGACGACCGUUGCAAACGUUAACGCCGAACAAGAGGAGGAUCGUGUGCAAGAGGCAACAACAACGCCAGCAGUAGCACUCAGCGAGCCGGAAGGUGACGAAUAUGCCGAUGUGAAGCAAACUGCUGAAUCAGAUCUUCCCGAAGGUGCAGCAACGGAGUCUCCGGUAGUGAGCACUUCGAAACCUGCGCUGGAAGUAGAGCAAACGACAUCGUUUGUACAGGAUACAGAGGCAGGACAGAGGAUGACUACCUUCAAGGAAGUAGAGCAACCCGCUACCACAGUUCCGUCUGUUAGUGACGAGAAGGAAUCAGACGAACCGGCUACGGCCACUGUUCAGUCAGCGGUGGAUGACGAGAGUGAAAAUAAUCUCAAAACGACAGACGUGCCUGUUACCCAAAGUACGACGACUGCAACGAAAACAAGCGAUGAUGCACUAAUCUUCCGCGUGGACGACGAUGAAGAACAGCCAAUAGUCAAACCGACGCUAGAGGAAAGUGUACCAACACAGGGCGCAGUCAAACCGACGCUUGACGAGACAAAGCCUGAUCAGGAUGAAGUGAAACCUCUGCAGGUUGAUAGGGAAGAGACGGACAAUGAUAAUCUUAUCAGCCCAGAGCACGAUGGUGGAUUCCAUUUCCCACAAGAGGACGACGAUGAGGCGGAAGAGCCUAUAUUCAAGCCGACGUUGGACGACACGGAACAACACGUAGCGUUGCCAUUGCCCGAGGACAUUCCUCAGGAAGCGCUGGAACCAGUCGAUCAGAUUAAGGAGCACGACGAAGUUGCACAGACUACCACUGGGCCUAGCGAACGUGUGACCAUCACCCCAACCACCGUUACACCAUUGCAAACGGAACAAGACCGAGAGCAAAUACCGCACGACGAUGAUCAGGAGAGCAAUGCAAUUGAAGCGGAUGUGCAGCAGAUUGCUGUACCGGUGGAAACUCCGGAAAAGGCACCAAUUUACGACGAAAUCGAAGAAGAUGAACAGCAAACUGUCGUGCCAGUCAAACCGGAACUGACAACUGCUGGCCACAAGGAACAAGACACCGAGCUACAACCUACGACAGUGAAGUAUGAUGUAUCUGAGGAUGAACAAGAGCAACCAACCACGACGACACAUUCGAGCACCACAUUUGACGCAGUACCAGUGGUUUUACAACAGCAGCCAGAUGAUGAUGAUGAAGCAGACAAGGAUGAUGCAGCUGAAGCAGCACCAGAAUCCGAUGAUACAUAUUCGACGACUGUCCGUGCACAGGACGAAGAGGCAAAUGUCUCUACUGCCGCACCUACAGUAGCCCAGGAGCAAGACAAACCGACUACCCCAUCAGUUCCGGCACACGAUGACAGUCAGUCAGAAGAGAAGGACGAGACGCCUCAGAUUCAACUGGCUGAUGAGGAUGAGGAUGCUCCAGUUGCCACAACACCGCACGUGUCUUUGAAACCGGAGAGCGCGGAUGAAAGCGAACAGGAGAAGGAGCAGGAUGCACAGUCGGACGACCUGGACGAGGAUGAGCAGCAUGAGGAUGCUACAGCGAAGGUCACCGCUUUCAACGAUGAAGUACAACCCACCACAGAGGUAGACGUUAAGCAGACAUCUUCUUCCGUGUCGGUGGAACAACCUACUACUCUAGCACCGGUAAGAGAAGCUGAGCAAGAUAACGAACCCACGCAAAAACCAGACUUUGACGACAGCGAAGAAAGUGAUGAGAAUGCCCAGCAGCAAACGGAAACGACCACGAAGGUACCGGUGGCUCACGCUGUGCCGGAUACAUCGGAAGAGCUGGAGUCCGCAACAGAACCGGUUACUGUGGAUGUCGAUAGCAGCAGCGCAUUGACUGAAGCAACUCUGAAGGAUUCUGAGGAGGACCAAAAGCUUGACGACGACACUCAGGAUGAACUGGCACCAACAACUGUCGCUGCGCCGGCGUCGCAGGAUAAGAAGCAGCAACCGGAGCCAGAAUUGGACGUUAGCACUACGCCAAAAGACACGGAACAUGCCGCGCCGGUGGAAGAUGACGUUGAUUUCGAGCCAGAACAGGCAACACCUGCUGGCACAGCCGCACCGGAAACGAUUCUCGACGAAGACAAAUCGACGACAGCCGGCGUGCCACUGGAAGACGAAAAACCUGCAGAACCUUCGAGCACGGAAAUGGAAAAGAUGACCGAAGCUCCAGAGCAGGAGGACCAGGUCACUACGGUUCGUGCUACAGAGUUCGAUUUUAAUGCUGGUGACACGUAUCAUGAACAUCCUAUAUUUGAGCCGGAAUCCGACGACGACGAUGCUCAGGACGCAAUUGCACACACUACCACAUUCGCUACGCCAGAGCAAUCAAAUGCAGCACAACAUACGCCGGAUGAAGCACCAGUAGUGCAGGAUGCUGGUGCGGUAGAGUCAACCGAUGAUGCAUCCACCACGACGUACGAUGAAUCGGCCAAACCGGAGGCAGAUUUGCACGAUGAUCUUGAUUCACAAGACGUGCGUGUUACAACUGGUGCUUCGAUCGACGACGAAGAUUCGGCAGAAGAGGAUGAGGAUGUACAAAUAACGACUGUGAGACAGAAACCCAUCAGUGAAGAUGAACAUCCAUCGACAACUACAGCUGCAACUGUACCAAAGGAGGCUGAGCUGGAUCAGACUAGUGAGAAGAUUCAGCCACCAACCACCAGUACGGAGGAGCCGGAACAGACCAGUGAGUCCGUUGUGGCUGGUGCACCAGCAAAGGAUGACACAGUACAACCAUCAGAACCGACUACUGACAAGCCAGCUGCUGUUCACGAUACGGUAGAGGCUGGCACUACCUCAGAAGAAGAGCAGGACGAUGUGGAACAACCACAAACGGACGAUCUUCACGCGGAUGAUGAUUCAUCGGAGGAGGAAGACACGCCCAUCACCUUGACUACGACAACUGCUCCGGCGAAGGCUACCACGACAGCGGAUGCGCUGACUACACCAACGAAGGACACGCUCGCCGAAGAGAUUACUUCGAAGGGUGAGGUGUACACUACCGUUGUACCUGGCUCGGACUCGCAGGUGACCGAACAGCAAACCACUUCGCAACAGGAGGACGAACCGGUGUCAACGGCAGAACCGGUGCCUAGCACUACCACCACUUCUCAGCAGGUGGAGGAUGCUAGUCCAACAACUAGUACUACCGUUUUGGCUCAGGAAACGGAAGCAGACCACUCUGAAGCGCCGGGCGUUCCGUUGGAAGCGGUAACGGUGCCACCAAGCACGUCGCCAGCUGCUACCACCGCGGAUGCCACAGUGGAUGUCAAACCGGAAGAGGGUACGAAGGCUCCUGUGGCUGAGGUUUCGCAAGAUGAGCUUACACAAACAACGACCGCAUCCGCUGUCGUGCAAGACGACGAUAAACUAGACGAAAAGAUUGACAACGCCGAAGAUAAGCCGAAACCAUCGGCCCCGGUAAGCGACGAAGAAACGACACAGAAACCACAGCCCGCAAGUGAUGACAGUGACAAGGAACAAGUGGCAGUGAAGCCUACCUUUACCGAAGACGAAGAGGACGAUGAUCAGCAGAAGGUACAGGAGCCAGAAAUUGUCGGACAACACGAUGACAGCAGCAGCAGCAGCCCGGCGAAGCCCACCCAGCAACCGGAAACCGUCGGACCAUCGUAUGGAGCGCCGGGACAGCACUACGACUCCGGCUACGGUCACAUGCCACCGCAUUACCCACCGUCCUCGUACGAGGAUGACUACGGCGAGGAAGAAGAUCCGGCCGCGUUUGGUCCGGGCACUUGCCGCUACGGUGGCAAACUGUACGUUUCGGCCCAACAGAUCCCGCGCGACGAUCCGUGUGAUUUCUGCUUCUGCUUCCGCAGUGACAUUAUCUGCCUGCAACAGUCUUGCCCACCACCGAUCAGUGGAUGUAACGAGGAGCCGAUAGCUGGGUUCUGCUGUCCGCGGUACGAGUGUCCGGUUUCGAUGGCGACCGUACUGAACGUGACGACCAGCACGACCACCACGACGACCACGUUGCCACCACACUUCCUGUCGCACGCGUACAAGGGACACGUGCAAAAGCGGGGUUGCCAGAUACAGGGCAAACCGUACAACGUCGGUGAAACGGUUGCUUCCGCUUCCGGUCCCUGCAUGCGAUGCACGUGUGGCGGAGACGGACAGAUGCAGUGCGAACCGAAGGCGUGCAGUCCUGAGCCGAUGCUCCAGCAGAUGAUUGCCGUGGCAGCAGCCAAAAGAAGAUGAGCGGACAGAGUAGAACGAUGGGACCGGGUUAGAGCUGAAACAGUGCGCUCGUCGCUACACGUCCGUCGCCAG